Molecule: messenger RNA, 838 nt
Organism: Ectocarpus siliculosus
Lineage: Eukaryota; Phaeophyceae; Ectocarpales; Ectocarpaceae
Source: the annotation of a GenBank genome assembly
CCAUCCAGGUUGCAUGAAGGAGCCUUAAUAUGGAAAAGACAGCAUCAAGAAGGCGGAGUUCUGUGCCCAGCACGCACAUCAGGACAUGGUCAGUGUUCAACAGAAGAGGUGCAGUCAUCCAGAGUGCACGAAGAAUCCGUCGUAUGGAAAAGACGGCAGCAAGAAGGUGGAGUUCUGCGUCCAGCACGCACAUCAGGACAUGGUCAAUGUUGUCCGCAAGCGGUGCGGCCAUCCAGAGUGCAUGAAGUUGUCUUCAUAUGGCAAAGACGACAGCAAGACGGCGGAGUUCUGUGCCCGGCACGCGCAACAGGGAAUGGUCGAUGUUGAUAAUAAAAGGUGCUGCCAUUCAGGUUGCACGAAACGUCCGUCGUUUGGAAAAGACGGCAGCAAGAUGGCGGAGGUCUACCGGCAGCACGUGCAACAGGGCAUGGUCGAUGUUGUGAGCAAGAGGUGCGACCAUCCAGGUUGCACGAAGCGGCGGUCGUAUGGAAAAAACGGCAGCAAGAAUGCGGAGUUCUGUGUCCAGCACAGCGACGGGGGAAUGAUGAAUGUCCGACGUGCUAAACUCCAGUAGUAGCACUAAGACGUACUGCCGCACGUGUGGUCUCGUACCGUUCCGGACGGUCGUUGGUAGGUUGACCCCGCUACGUACGCGCUAGAUACAUGGUUUGGCAAAGGGAAAUUUUGACGCAUGUCGCCGGCCUGUCUUGACCAACACCGUCUUCCACGCGCAUGGCGCGUGAGUGCAUGUUUUUUUUCCUUUCGUUUCGUCGGCCUGUGCACGCUGUGCAUGGAGGUAGGGAUUGCACAAGGCGUACAUAUUACCGUCGUGUUCCUG